AUGGAUAAGAAUGCGAAGGCCCCAAUCGCUUCUUCAACGGAGUCGGGAUUUAAGAAUCCUCUUGAUAUUAGCAACCUAAUGUCGCCUCCUGAGCCUCCUCGACUCGAUUCAUUUUCACAUGGACGCGAAUCGAAAUCUAUAGGCCCAACUAUUUCCGAUGUUCGACGGUUGCAUCCCAUUUCGCCCAUCUCGCCUCCUAUCUCACCUGCCACGAAGACUGAUGAUCAUUCUGUCAAUCCUGCGUCAUCCACAAGUAUUACCGUGCAGGAUCCUAUCCUAUACCCCCCGCAGGACGUUACUCGCUCACCACAGCAACAACCAUUAUUCAGUCAAGACGACUCUAUCGACGUUCGCAGAAUUGUAGAUGAACAUGUGAAUGUACGACCGGCGGGUCUGUUUGGAAAUACGAGCCCACCCAAGCGAGAGGAUUAUGAAUUGAUCCUAUACUUUAACUCCCAGGUAUUGAAUAUCUACCAACGGGAUCCGAAGGCGUGGCUUAAGCGUGAACGUGAACUUUUACUAGCAGACCGACGAGCUGGGGCACGCAACAAUCAGUUCAAGCUCCAACCGAAGCCAAUUCUUCCGGCGAAACUCCCCCAGAUUCGAAAGGAGACACAGCGUGCAAAGACUGCGAAGCCAGCAAAGGUAGUCAAAGCAACACAGUCUAACACCGCAGCUCCGCGACCAAUUCGAUCAUAUCCAACGACGAAUCCGGGUCAAUCUGCCAAUCGCCCACCAAGCGCGACGCCUGAUCCUUCACCACGUCGUGCAGUUGCCCCGAACCGGGAAGAUAAGGAUUUUGCCUCGCUUCCUAACUACUGCCCGCCUUUGAAUUCGCUUCCGGAACGAUCCAACAGCCUCAAGGUGGAUUGGAAAGGAACACCAAUCGAUUUGAGCAAUGAUCCGCAUCGUUACCUCCUACACCCUGAUGAGAUUACACUCGCCGCCAAUCUUCGACUCGAUUGUGCUACCUACUUGACGAGCAAGCGACGGAUGUUUAUACGUCGUCGGGAGUGUCUUAAGAUGGGAAAGGAGUUCCGCAAGACGGAUGCACAGCAGGCCUGUAAAAUUGACGUCAACAAAGCCUCCAAGCUGUGGACAGCCUUCGACAAGGUCGGCUGGCUUGAGAAGACCUGGAUGGCCGACUUUAUGUAA
Messenger RNA from Daldinia childiae, 1155 nucleotides. RefSeq names its product SWIRM domain-containing protein FUN19. Gene Ontology annotation, biological process: chromatin remodeling; regulation of transcription by RNA polymerase II. Gene Ontology annotation, cellular component: nucleus; SAGA-type complex. The transcript has a single exon. The record is from RefSeq and is a predicted model, not a curated record. Gene Ontology annotation, molecular function: protein binding; transcription coactivator activity; chromatin binding. Lineage: Eukaryota; Fungi; Ascomycota; Sordariomycetes; Xylariales; Hypoxylaceae. Bases 1 to 1155 code for a protein of 384 amino acids.